Molecule: messenger RNA, 9497 nt
Organism: Spodoptera frugiperda (fall armyworm)
Lineage: Eukaryota; Metazoa; Arthropoda; Insecta; Lepidoptera; Noctuidae
Gene: mub
Product: poly(rC)-binding protein 3
Exons: 11
Coding region: 320-1642 (440 amino acids)
Biological process (GO): regulation of gene expression; regulation of RNA metabolic process
Cellular component (GO): nucleus; cytoplasm
Molecular function (GO): mRNA binding
Source: RefSeq, a predicted model, not a curated record
CCUCUCCUCUAUUGUUUAUGACAAUUACAAGCUUCACACCGACGCGUCACCGUCGGGUUUUAUUUUAAUUUUAUAAUUAUAAGUGACAAAGAAAAUUGUGAUAAGUGUGAUUUUUAUACACAUCUUGGUGAUAAUAUUAGUGUUAAGAUUUGUUAAGUUAUUGUUGCAACGUGGAAAACAAACGAGCUUACCCUGCCUGCAGUGCGUGCCACGAGCCCCAGAGUCCCAGCCAUUAGAUUGAGUGGAGUGUCCCCUGUGCCCACACGUAGCCCUGUACGCAGCCAAAAUUCCGCGAGACACUACGGACACCUGCUCCAGCAUGGAACUGGAGAAAGCCCCUACUCUCCACGAGGAAGACUCCAAAGUUACCCUCACUAUCAGACUGAUUAUGCAGGGGAAGGAAGUUGGCAGUAUUAUUGGCAAAAAAGGAGAGAUUGUUAAAAGGUUCAGAGAAGAGUCUGGAGCAAAAAUCAACAUAUCCGAUGGAUCAUGCCCAGAACGGAUUGUCACUGUUACUGGCAACACAAGUGCUAUAUUCAAAGCGUUCACACUCAUAUGCAAAAAAUUCGAAGAGUGGUGCUCGCAGUUCAACGAGGGCGGCGGCGGCGGGUCCCGCGCGCCGAUCACGUUGCGGCUCAUCGUGCCCGCCUCGCAGUGCGGCUCACUCAUCGGCAAGGGCGGCUCCAAGAUCAAGGAGAUCCGCGAUGUCACCGGUGCUAAUAUACAGGUGGCGAGUGAAAUGCUACCAAACUCAACAGAGCGAGCCGUGACCAUCAGUGGGACGUGCGACGCUAUCACACAAUGCAUUUAUCACAUCUGCUGUGUUAUGCUAGAGAGCCCACCGAAAGGCGCGACAAUUCCCUACAGACCAAAACCAAAUGUCGCCGGCCCAGUUAUACUAGCCGGUGGACAGGCGUACACAAUCCAAGGCAACUACGCUGUACCUGCACAAGAUAUGGGAGGUCUGGCUAAGUCCCCACUGGCCGGCCUCGCCGCCCUAGGUCUCGGCGGCCUAGGGCCAGCAAAUGCCGCCGGACUUAAUCCAGCAGGUAAACAAAGCCUAACGUUAGCGGCACUAGCUGGGUCACAGCUGCGCACGUCGAACCAGUCGCGCAACCAACCCGCCACCAAUCAGCAAUCACAUGAGAUGACAGUACCCAAUGAAUUGAUAGGAUGUAUCAUCGGAAAGGGCGGCACCAAGAUCGCAGAGAUCCGACAAAUAUCCGGAGCUAUGAUCCGGAUAUCUAAUUGCGAAGAGCGAGAGGGUGGCAGCACUGACCGAACCAUCACUAUCUCUGGCAACCCUGACUCCGUAGCACUGGCCCAGUAUCUCAUCAACAUGAGUGUGGAGCUACAGAAGGCGAACCUGGAGGGUAGCUCGGGCGGGUCCGGCACGUCCACGUCGCCCAGUCCGCUGGCGUCCGCCAUCCCGCUGGCGCAGCUGCUCAGCAAGUCGGGCGCGCUCGGCGCGCUGAGCUCGCUGUCGGCGCUGGGCGGGCUGUCCGAGCUGCUGGCGCCCGCCGCGGGGCCCGUGCAGACCACGGGCGUGCACCGCUCGCACGCGCACAAGUACUCGCGCCGCCAGGACGACGACGCGCCCGCCAAGUCCUCCAAGGACCGCAACAAGUACAACCCCUACUAGCGGUGCACGGCGUACCGGGAUGCCGCCAACUGAUCGCCGUCGUUUCGUCUUAUUCGUGUUACUCUCAAAUCAUGUAACUACAAUUGUCAUCGUUAGAUUUUACGAUAUGUACGAGCCGAGUAAAGCUUAGUGUCGUCACUGUAGGGGCCCGCGCCGGCUGCGAGGCCGUAUCGUGACUCGGUGGAGCUCGCGUGUCGCUCGGUCACUUCUCUAUCGUGGUAACGCCACGCCCUCUAUGACAGUCACCCAUCAUCAUUAUCGUUAAAUAUUAUUUCUAAGAGUAAAUAAAAACAGUAUAUUAUUUUGAGAAAUCUGUUUUCAUCUUUUUUACUUUAUUCGUUGUAUUGAAAGAUUUAAACACUUUUGUUACUUAAAUAAUUAAUCAUAUUAUAACUCUUUCUUUAACAAAGUAUUUAAACCGCUUUCAAUAUAAAUAAUACAAAAUACUUGUUACAAUUAUUGAUUUUCUAUUUAAAAUUAAAUCAAAACAUUCGAUGUAUUUUAAAAGCAUGACUGCGUUAGAGAAAGCUUUUAUAUGACGAAGGAAUACCUCGACGAAGUAAAAAACAUUAUCUAAUAUAUUAAAAGUCGUUUUUGAUAACUAUAAAAUUAAGAUUUAAGUAUCCGGGAAGUAAGAUAUCAUCAUAACAAUGAAAUAAAAUCACGAUGGUAAUACUAAGUGCAUAAUGUAACGAUACACGAUGGAAUUAAGACGGAAAGUGAAAUAAUUACGAAUACGACAACUAGGGAUCUUGACAAUAGUAGAAGUACGUAGAAGCUAAUGGCUGUAGAAUAUACAGAGUGCUUUGCGUUCAGAUGUAAUGAAAUGUCUAUUUGGAAUCAAAAUACAGGGUGUCGCAAUCAGGAGAGUACAUCAAACGAUACUUCUAGCUUUAGACGAUUCUAGAAACGAAUGCUACUUAUACUCCCGCUUUUUAUUCGAUUCAGUAUUUUUAUUAAUCGAUUAUGGAAUCAAAUCGAUUCGAAUCGAUAUUCUAAUAAAUCGAAUAGUUAUGUCAAAGCCUUGUUUGUCACCGUGUGUCGUAAAUAAUUGGUUUUUUUUUUUGUCAUUCUUUUUUAAUAUUAUGAGGCAUGCAAUUAGCCUAUCCUUUGCCUCUUCUUUUUCAAUCUUAAUUCACAUUUCGAUUAACCAAAUCCAAUACCUGCUAAGUAAAGUAUAUUUACUUUUCAGAUUAAUAAUAAUGUCUGUUUACUGAAUCGAAUGAAAAGUUGGACUAUAGGUAUAAAAUUGUAUUUCGCCUCAUCUGUACACAUUCAUUGAACAUUAUCGCGAAGUAUUGUUUGAUGACAAUACCUCUGUAUACACAUUUUAAAUGGAAGAUCAAAUUAGAAUUUUUGACAAAACUUAUAAUAAUAAUAAAAAAAAUCACUCUUAGUUUGACUAUCUCAGUUUACAACUUUAUUUAUCCGUUGCUAAGUUACUGUUACUUAAUUUUCGACGCAUUUUAGAAAUCAAUGAGCACUUUAAAUUCAGUUUUGUAAAACUAUAAAUUUUGUAACAAACAUGCUGCGCAAUAUGAUUGGUUGACAAUGCUGGCGACUGAUUUGAUUGGGUGUUAAUGUAAUGAUCAGCCAAUCACGUUAGCUGUCAAGAAGCAAAGCAAUAAGGUGAUUGGUGUAUACAGGGAAUGGGUUUUAUGCAUGAUAUUGUUAAAAUUUAUAGUUUUAUGAUGCUGUCGGGUGGUCUGUGUACGACUUUAAUUUUGUUAAAAUAUCGAAAAAGUGAUUUAUUUGUAGUUGUAUGAGUCAUUUCUACUUGCGCCAAAUAUAUUCCAAUAGGAAUGGGAAUGUUGGAUAUUUUUAUUAUUUAUUAUACAUUUAUAGCUACUUAUGAUUCUCAAGAUUAUUAUAAGUAGUUUGGACUGUUUUAUAUUUAGGUGACCUUAUUAAGUAUAAGGCAGACAACGCCGUUACGUUAGAUAUAGCGAGGCUAUAGCAGAUUAGUUAGGUAAUGGCGUUGUAAUGUCACUACAUUAUUUUAUUAAUUAGUGCGAAUUUAAAAUUGAGGUCCAAUUCGUAUGUUUCUAAAUGUAGUUCCGUAGGGAAUGCAGAUUAUUUAGCUGUCAAUAUAACUUUUUAUUUGUAAUUAAAAUCAUGUUAAUUUUAAGGUAGUAAACGUUUUCUUAUUCGUUUCAGGUUUAUAUUACUCGCUAGAAUCGUUAAGCAAAAGUGUAUUGUUUUAAAGUACAUACUUAAUAAAAAUAAUAAUAGUACGCGUGUGUUUUUUAUUGAUAACAGUUUUGUCUGACAGAGUCGUCGGUCUAGUAUUAAGUGCAGGUAACUUGUAUAGUUAAGGUUCCGAACACAAAGCUUCCUUGAAGAACCCACGCCACAAUCCUGCCCACCCACGGCACCAACCAUUCCCGUGAAUACCCGACAUGCAGAACUUUGCUCCAUCGUGUACUAUCCUACUGCUGGAUCAUCCAAUGUCCUGGUAAGAGAUUUCCUUACAUUUAAUUUAAAUCCUAGCGUUUCCGUUUUAUUCUUACUUGUUUCUAUGAACGGGCUUUACGUCUCAACCUGUUACUGCUUCAUCCUAUGAACUCCAUUUCCAUCCAAGCUGUUCUUUGAUUGUUAUAUUUUGACUCAACACGACAGUUGCUCGUGUAUGUCCCAAUGAAUGGAUUUGACACUGUUGACGAUUGUUUGACCGAUGUGACGUAGUUUGUGCGUGGGCUAAUGAUUAAUGUGCGCGUGGUGUGUUCCAGGAUCACGAUGGAGACGGCCGGGCUGCCCCUGCCGGGCUACCACUACAUCGCCCCGAACCACAUCGUGAAGGCACCGAUCCAUUGAAUGGGGCUCCGCGGCCAGAAUCCCGGCGUUGCGUACAAGAUGUACCACACGGAACGCACCAUUCUGAUGCAGCCGCAAUACGGGACUCUGGCUCCGAUAUAUUUCUUCAAAUGAACGUGACCAAAACAAUCUCUCUAAUACGAGGUGACGCUAUUGGCAAGACAUUAGAUCCACGCUGAAUGUAUGUUUACAUUUGUUACGAGUUUAUAAGUAUUUUAGAUAUUCUUAUAUUUAUUCUCCACUGUAUUUGAUUGAUUGGAGCAGAACAUGUCAGUGAUUUAUAUAUCAGUGAGAUCUGGGGAAGGGGUUUGAAUAUGAAUUAUUAUAAAAGUAAACUUACGACUGACAUUUUAAAAUUUUUGCUAAUCCGUGAACAGUGAGCUUGUAAUAUAACUUCACAAAACACUUAUUUUAAAUAGUUGAAUAUUUAUAAUGAUUUGUCUCGUUCACUGGUCACGGCUUAUGAAUUUAUAACAAAGUAUGCAACUGGAGUUAGCUAAGCUGAUCGAAUUUACUAUGGAUUUAAGCGGUUGAGUAUAUCAAUUGUCUAUUGGAUUUAUUUUCCAUUAUGAUCAGUACCGACCACAAGUAAUAAUGUUCAAACUAAGGUAAAUCGAGUGUCGGCGUACAUUAGGUAGGUGUAGAUGCGUUACAAUCGACCUCGGACCCGCUGGCGUAGCGUAGUGUUAGAUUAGCGAACAGAGUGAGAGGGUUUAAAGACAAUAUUUGUAAAUAAAAUAAUCGUAAUUACCUGAGAAUUAGGGGUUACAGUUACAGUAGCGGCGCUCGGGCGCGGCGCGGCGAUACGAAACCGAUGGGAUCAAAUCCUUUAAGUAACUUACUUUAAAACGAAGACAGAGGAGAAGAUAACAUUUCAGUAUAUCAUUUAAAAUCGUCUAAUAUCACAAAAAAGACGUUAGGUAUAAAAAUAGUGUUGCUAAAUGUGAUAGUCUUCUAAUUUAUUUAACAUUUGAACUGUUAAGAUCUCUAACGUAUACACAAUGUGUAGGAUACAUCGGCUACUGGGAAAUUGAAGUCGAAUAAUUAAUAUUGGUCUAGGGAUCAAAGCCAAAGAUUGUUAAAGUUUGUUUAACAUUAAUAAUGUUGUGGAUUUAUGCUAAAUUAUUCUGAGAGUAGUUAAUGUCUAGUGAUGUAAUGUAGAACGGUUGAUUUGAAUUAUUUUAUCACCCUCUCCAGACUGCUCAUUGUAUUUAGUCUUAGAUCAAAUAUAGUCCUGUGGUAAUCAAAUAUUUCCAAAAAAAGUAAAAAAAAAAUACACUUAGUUUAACGUAGAGUAAGAUAACUAUAGGACCACUGUAUUGAGAAGCUUUUCAGUGACAUGUCAUUAUCUGUGGAAGUUGUGCCAACGUGCCGGUCACGGCGGAUCGAGUGCCAAACAUAAACCGCAACUUGUAACUAAGGCAUAUCGUGUGCACUACACAUGUAUUUCUUGACAUGCUAUAUAUAACAGUAAAAGUAUCAAGUUAUAGGAUUACGUAAGCGAUUACUGUAUUAUCCACUACUUAUUAAUUUUGCACCCUAGUUGUAAGAUUUCUCGGUUAGAUUAAAUAUUCUCGAAACAUAUCCCGAAAACAUAUUUCCCAAGUCUUCCCCCGCAGUAUUUCAGUAAUUAAUGAUUGUGCCAAAGUUGUGUCUAAAAUUUAUUUAUAUAAUUAUGUGUAUUUUAAUGUGACGUCGAUAGUAUUGAAAAUUAGUUCGUAUUUCGUUAAAAUCGUCGGUCGAUAUCGAUAUGCUAGUCAAAUUGUUCUGAAAGUAGAAAAAUUUAAGAAAUUGUAUAAUGCUAGUCAAAAUUUUGUUUUCUAUUGGUAUUUGCGUUAUGUGAAGAUAAUUGAAAGUUUAUUUUUGUUCGCACCUCUCUCAAAGUUUUUAACUAUUUUUGUGUGCUUCAAGUAAAUUAACGUAGCAAUAAAAUUUUUGAUAAAAUCAAUUAUUUAUAGUCUAUUAAAUUGCAAUUAAGACAAUGUAUAGAGCUUCGUAAAGUAAGUGUCACACAGGUUUAAAUAGAAUUAUUCUAUAGAUAUAAAUUUGUGAAAUGAUAAUUUUGAAAAAAAAAGUAAUUUACUAAAGAGAAGAGAUUUCAUAGCUGUGAUUAACGUUCGGGGUUGCACUUUUGUGCAAGAGCUACGUCAGGAUGUAUGUCGCGUUAUCGGAUAGUGGUGCAGGUAGUAGUUUGUAGAGCACGCUUCUAGUUGGAGACGGAACAUCGAGGCGCGCGCCCGCCUCGACACACAUUUUAUAUAAACUGAAAGGUUAUUGUAACGCAAAUACUUUCAAGUAAAAGGAAGUAUCAAUUCGUCGGUGUUGUCAAUCAAUGAUAAUUAAAUAAAAAUUUAGGUCAAUGCAAUUUUAAAUUAUUAGCGAAUAAAAUAAUAACUAGUGAUAAUUUUUAAUUAUAUCCUCGUAUUAUUACGUUCAGUUGUAAUUUAUAGUAAUCACAGCAAUCGAUAUAAUCUUUAUUAUACUCAUUAUAUAAUUAUAGCUACUAUUAUGAUUCGUAUUGUUAUUGUUAUUUUGAUUUGCUCAAUUUUGUCAAUGUUGAUGUAAGCUAGGCGAAAUGAAGUUUACUUUGUUUUCUGUUGUUCGAUAAGCAAUAUUAUAAUUUAGUGUGCUUUAUGUACUACGUAAGUAUAUAUUAUAUUUAAUGCAAGGAGCAUCAUUAUUACUUAUUUUAGUCGCACCAAAUAUGUCAUAGGCAAGAUACGUAACGUUAUAUUACUUAUUCUACUCACUUACUACUUAUUUACUUGUUCUUUUGUUUCUCUGACUUUCUGCAUAGUGCGUAUCGUGCCCUAUAACAUAUUGAAUAAGUUAUAUACGGUUAUAUGUCGAUGAUUUUAUUGGAUUGAGUGUUAUAUACAGGAAUGUUUUAUUAGGUAAUGUUGAGAGUAUCGCUGUGCCAUCAGAAGUAUAAGCAAGGCUAAACAAUUAUACACACACACAUAGCUGAAGCUAUGUCGAGGUCUCAUAACGACACAGUCGGUCCAUGGUCCCUCAUGUAUAUGAGAUUUAAUUAUUAUUUACUGUGUAAUCAAAUAUCAGUUAUAUCCUCGUUACUUGUAUGUUUCAAAUGUUCGUAAUAUAUUUAAGUCACUAAACUAAAAGUUAGUGCCUUUUGUUCUUAGAUUUUCUUCAAAUUAUUUUAAACUGUAAGUUGUACGAUUGUGGACUACUUUCGGAACGUGUUAUGAAUUAUAUAGCCUUUAUCGACAGGGUCAGACAGCGCUGUAUAGUGUAAUUACAUUCAAUCUUAGCAAAUAUUUAUAAAUGUAAUAGUGAAUUUCUUUACAAUUUUCGUGUUAGCACAUGUAUUUGAAGUUCUUAUUGCACCGUUUUCGAGAAUCCCUUGAAUUUAAUACGGUUUAAUAAUAAUUAAAAAUUUGACAUUAAUACAUUACUAUAUUUAAAUAUUUUACUAAAUGCUUACGAUGGAACCACUUCGUUGGCGAUUUUAUUGAUGACAUUAUUAUAUUUCUAUUAUUACAUUCAUUGUACUUACAUAAACUCAAUAUUUUGCUAUGUAUCCCUUAUCUAUGUAUGUACAGAUUGAUCACAAUCGGGUAAAAUGGUUGUGUAAUUGUAAUACAAUAUAUAUUGUUCGGUAAUAUGCUAUGAUCGCUAUGAUCUGUAUCAGUACUCGAGUUAGGCAAAAUAUACAUUGUUCACAUACAUACUACACUUUAGUAGUGAACAGGGUACCAUGAGGAUCAUCUGUUUACACAACUUAUAGUCAAAUUGUAUGUAUUCUAAAUAUCCUUAGAAAAUAUUUACCUAUAUUACCUAUUCAUUUUAAUCUUCACAAUUUUAACAUUUAAUGUCUGUAGACAUUAAUAAGUAUGGCGGAAUGAAUAAUUUCGAUUUCAUUCAAAUUAUUGUACGAGUAUACGAACAUACUGCUCAGUGUAUGUUUAUAUAAUUAUCAAAUUAGAUCUGCUAUCUUAUUUCUCCCAUUGUGUAUGUGCGUAGGAUAUUAAUUUGACAGUUUCGACACCUGUUUAGUAUUAAAGUUAAUAGUAAUUAUUGACUGAGUAUAGUUAAGAAUUGUAAUAUCAAAAACAGAUGAAAGAUAUCGAAUGUUUUUGUUUCACUGCUGUUAUUUCAAUAAGCAUUUAAUUUUUGUAUUCACUUGUAUUAGUAAACGUUUUAAAGGUCUAUUGUUCUACAAAUGUUAUUUCGUAUACAUAGACUUUAUUGGUUUUGUCAAUGACAUAAAUAUACUGACAUUAUAGUGUUGGAAAGUAGAUGCGACCGUUGGAUAUUUGUGUAUGGUGAUCUCGAACGCGACUAAUAUCUCUAGUCAAUAUAUUGUAACGUUAUUGAGGCUGCGGCGGCAGUUGGAUGUUGAUAUAUUUAUGGCGCUGAAUGCCACAUCAUAAUAUGCCAUGCAAUACCCGGUACCUAAUUAAAAGUUAGAUUAAACUAGAAACAAUUGAUGGACAUUGUAUUCACAGUCGGCGACAUGCGGCACUCUAAUGUUGAAUCCCUGCUUCCCUGUAGGAAUCAAUUCUAUUGAUUGUAUUUCGCAGGUUUUCAAUGACUAGGUAUGGGCAGCUAACAACAAGACGAGAUAUGUGAUGGAUUGCGUGUAGAGGGGAACGUGGAAGCGUUGGGAGUGAGAGCUUAUUGUAGUAAUAAAUUGGUUGUGCGGAUAAAUUCAUGUAGCGUUCGUUUGUCCGGAUGUCGCCACGUAGAUAGGGAAUGUGCAUAGUGUAAUAUUAAACGAUAACUUGCACAUAUUUUUAUCAAGUCUCGUAAUAAAUGGUUUAUUCUUUAAUGCUUCUAUAUGUACUACAGAUGCAAGGUGUAAUCUACAUUACGUUCUCACAUGUCUCGAUGUUCACGUGUCAUAUCUUUCGAAUAUCACUGUAAUUACUACAUAUCUAAUCGUUUUGUGUAUUGAAUUGAUUAAAUGUUAUGAAUAUAAAUGUUGUACUCACGGUUACAGUAUACUGUCAUGAGUUUCAUUUCAAUAUGAUAUUAAUGUUUGUUUUCAUUAUGUUAAUUCAAUAAAGUGUGUAAAUAA